UAAAACUUAAACAUAAUAAUCGAAAUUUGCAGUUCCAGAACUACUAUGGUGAGAAAUGCGUGUGGCAGAGUGUGAUCCUAAAAUGAUCAGUUGACUAAUAUGAACACCCACGAUGUCGUCAAAUUUUCACGUCUUCUCAACAACGAGAUUCGCAUUCUCUAGGGUUUCUGAGUUUAAUUGAAAUUUUGCUUUGGCUGGAGGAAGAGUUGAAGAGGACCGAUCUGAAAUUGGAAUCUUAUAGAUCAAGGAUAUUCAGGAUAUUUAGAGAAUUGUUGAUCUUCAAUUAUGGGGGAAAUAUGAGCUAUUAGAAGCAGCGUAAAAACGACUUCUUGUCCAUCUUUUAGGAAAUAAUUAUAAUGAGUUUCGCAAUCACGAAAUUUAGUAGGAUGGAGUGCCCAAAAUACUUGAUGAUGAUGUGUUGACCCUGUUAUAAAGAUGAUAAGUAUGCUGCAAAAGAUGAUUUUGUCUUUCAAGCCAUCAGAUAUAACAAAACCAAGUUUGAAGUCACUCCUACAGUUUGAAGUCACUCCUACCUUAUGUUUCUGAAAAUCAGAGUUUUAAUAAUAGGUGUUGUUUCUUGUCUGUGUACGCAAACUGAAAAUGUUUACAAGAAUGUGAACAGGAAGAUUGAGAAAGGAGUUGCUUGUCCCACAUGUAUAUCAGUAAACAACGUAGUCUGCCAUUUCUCUCCACUAGACAAUGACGAGUCAGUGUUGAAAGCUCACACCCAUGUACUUCAAGAAGGUCCUAUUACAGGAAGGGCAGAAGAUGUCAUUGCUGCUGCAAAUACUGCUGCAGAGGUGGCCUUGAGGCUUGUCAGGCCAGGAAAGAAGGGAUGCUGAAGAAUUGGCUGAAGUUGAAGCUAAAUUGGGAUUAUGAUGAAAGAGGAUCUUAUUGAAGGGUUCUCAAGUGUUUUUCCUUUUGUAACAUUUAAUAUGUUGCUAUUUAAUAUUUGUGUUAUGAAAAAGUAAUUAGUUAUAUUUAUUUUCAAUAUAAUAAAUAUUUAUAUUUUAA
This is a messenger RNA of Vigna angularis (adzuki bean), 1014 nucleotides long. Its product is annotated as ERBB-3 BINDING PROTEIN 1. The coding region runs from base 537 to 842 and encodes 101 amino acids. The transcript is spliced from 7 exons. The record is from RefSeq and is a predicted model, not a curated record. NCBI's taxonomy places the organism in Eukaryota, Viridiplantae, Streptophyta, Magnoliopsida, Fabales, Fabaceae.